Molecule: messenger RNA, 2726 nt
Organism: Centropristis striata (black sea bass)
Lineage: Eukaryota; Metazoa; Chordata; Actinopteri; Perciformes; Serranidae
Product: alpha-1,3-mannosyl-glycoprotein 4-beta-N-acetylglucosaminyltransferase C-like
Exons: 4
Coding region: 677-2110 (477 amino acids)
Biological process (GO): protein N-linked glycosylation
Molecular function (GO): acetylglucosaminyltransferase activity
Source: RefSeq, a predicted model, not a curated record
GACUUUAGAUACAUAAUUGAGCAUGUAAUGACCUUCAUAUACUUCCAUCAUAAUGUUCUGAGCCCUUAUAAACUCUCAACUUAUCCCUAUUUGAAAUGGUCUGUGGAAAUGAUACAGCAAGCGGUCAGACAACUGAAUUAGCAUCAGCACAACUUGACCUCGACUUUGUGCAGAGGAGGUCCUUCAAGGGUCACAAAACUCACUUCAAACAGUCAAACUAAGUGUAUUUUUUGCCUCUAAUGUUUCCAGAAACGUAUUUAAGUGACUGUUUAGCUUUAAAAUGAGAAAAUUUGCAAAAGCAGUCGAGCCGAAACAAAAGCACCAGAAAAAAACAUCCUGUUUUUGGUCCUUUACUUUUAUUUUGCUAGACUAAGUGAGUCUCCACCAUUAAAGUAAACUCUCCACGUCCACUUCGGUCCAUGUGGUGAAAAUGUAAUUGAUUAAUUGAUCAACCACCUUGUUGUGUCAUUGUCAUACUUUCAGUAAAAUAUCUGUUCUUCUCUGAUAAAUGAGAUAUUCUGAUUUAAUGAUGAUCUAUUUGUUAUUCACAUAAGCCUUCGACUAAUCCUCAACAUUAAUGUCACAACACAAAUGAACACAGAUUACAUCAAACAUCUUCUCAUAGAUCUGUAUUUACACUUUGCUGUCUUGGUUUCCCGCAGUGAUCUUGAGGCUCAUGUGGAAGUUUGUGGACAAGAUGAGGUGUUUCCGGAAAAGAUCCAUGUUCCCUUUCCUCGGCUUCCUCAUCACCUUCCUCCUCUUCUUCAACCUCUACAUGGACGAUGGAUACGUGCUGGAGGCUGAGAAGAGGCAGCUGCGAGAGACUCUGAUGCAUCCUGCAAACUCUGAGCGGUACGUCCACACGUUCAGAGAUCUGUCCAAUUUCUCCGGGACGAUAAACGUGACAUAUCGAUACCUGGCGGGAAUCCCUCUGCCACGUAAAAAGUAUCUCACCAUCGGGUUGUCUUCUGUCAAGAGGAAAAAGGGGAAUUACCUCCUGGAGACGAUCAAAUCCAUCUUUGAUCAGUCGAGCUACGAGGAGCUGAAAGAGAUCGUGGUGGUGGUGCACCUGGCGGACUUUGACCUGGUCUGGUGUGAGAACCUGGUGCAGGAGAUCACCAGGAAGUUUGCUCACCACAUCAUAGCGGGGCGCCUCCUGGUGAUCCAGGCCCCCGAGGAGUACUACCCGUCUCUGGACGGCUUGAAAAGGAACUACAACGACCCGGAGGACCGGGUCCGGUUCCGCUCCAAGCAGAACGUGGACUACGCCUUCCUGCUCAACUUCUGCACCAACCUGUCCCACUUCUACAUGAUGCUGGAGGACGACGUGCGCUGCUCCAGGAACUUCCUGACGGCGCUGAAGAAGGUGAUCACCUCCAGAGACGGCUCCUACUGGGUGAUGCUGGAGUUCUCCAAGCUGGGCUACAUCGGGAAGCUGUACCACUCCAGAGACCUGCCGCGCCUCGCCCACUUCCUGCUCAUGUUCUACCAGGAGAUGCCCUGCGACUGGCUGCUCAUCCACUUCAGGGGUCUGCUGGCCCAGAAGGACGUGAUCCGCUUCAAGCCCUCGCUGUUCCAGCACAUGGGCUACUACUCGUCGUACAAAGGGGCGGAGAACAAGCUGAAGGACGACGACUUCGAGGAAGACUCCAUCGACAUCCCCGACAACCCUCCGGCCAGCCUCUACACCAACAUCAACGUCUUCGAGAGCUACGACGCCACCAAGGCCUACAGCACCGUCGACGAGUACUUCUGGGGGAAGCCUCCGUGCACCGGAGACUUCUUCCUCAUCAUCUUCAGUAAAUCCAUUAAGAUCAGCAGGAUUAAAAUCGUGACGGGCACCGAGGACAGACAGAACGACAUCCUGCACCACGGCGCCCUGGAGGUGGGGCAGAAGUCGGUGGACACCAAGCAGGGCCGGCAGUGCACCUCCUACAUCACGCUGGGGGAGUUUAAAGCCGGCAGCAUCGAGGUCAGCAACGUCGACCACAAGAUCGGCUUCGACAUCGAGUGCGUGCGAGUCGUCGUCACCGCCAGUCAGAAAGAGUGGCUCAUCAUCAGGACUAUCAGUUUAUGGACGACACAACCAGUGAGCCAGUUCAAAAAGUAACAGGACGUUUUUAAAUGGCCGCCUGUCUGUACAGUGUUCGUUCAGGAUGCAAGUUCAUUUUGGACUACUUCUGGGAAUAACGGGUCCUUUUUAUCAUGUCAACCUGCUUCCUAACGUCCUUUUCUCCUCCAUCACAAUCACUUCACAUUAAUUUAGAUCCCCCCCUAUGGUUCGUGGGGGGCUUAAAGUUUGUAUUUCAUAUGGUUUUGAAAACAUGUACUUGUAAAUGUACGUUUCUUGUGUAUUAACAACCCAAUAAAGAUACUACAUGUUAAAAAGAAAAGAAAGAUUUGUUGGCAACAAGUCAUCAGAGGCACAUAGUUUUGGUUUUUAUGUAAUUUAUUUUUAUUUAUUUUUUGCACAUAUAUUAGAUGUAUUGCGGAAAAUCAGGUUGUCGCUGCAGUAACUGUUCGGAUAGUAAACAAUGUUCCUCUGAUGACUUAUUGACACAGGAACAACAAAUCUGAACACUUUACAACUUUACCAAACUUAAAAAGUUCACUUUAUUCCCAACAUUUUACGGCGGUUUAUAAGGGCCAUGUAUGAAAAAAUAAAAUAAAAUACGGACCCGGGCGAGGGGAGUCAUAUUUUGAGAGAAAAGUCGCAAAUUUAUUAG